This is a messenger RNA of Manihot esculenta (cassava), 1017 nucleotides long. RefSeq names its product F-box/kelch-repeat protein At3g23880. Lineage: Eukaryota; Viridiplantae; Streptophyta; Magnoliopsida; Malpighiales; Euphorbiaceae. The record is from RefSeq and is a predicted model, not a curated record. The transcript has a single exon. Bases 1 to 1017 code for a protein of 338 amino acids. Gene Ontology annotation, molecular function: protein binding.
AUGGUUGUUGAUUAUGUGCCUAAGGAUUUGGUACGCGACAUCUUAUUAAGAUUACCCGGCAAAAGUUUUAUCAGAUUCAAGAGUGUUUGCAAAUCAUGGUGUGCUAUUUUUUCUGAGCCUAAUUUUAUAUACAAAGCCCUACUUUCUCAUUCUGAAGAUUUGAAUCCCAAUCAUCGUGUCCUCGUCAAAUCUGAGAAACAUUGGGAUUUUGUUUUUUCCUUCCUAUCAUCUGAUACGUUAUCCAUGUCUAUACCUCAGGAGAUCCCAUAUCCAAGAGAUAUAAUUGAUAAAUGUUCAUUUAUUGACAUCGUGGGUUCUUGCUGUAAUGGCUUAAUUUGUCUUCGUGAUGUAUAUUUCUUUAAGAAUUUGCUAGAUCCGUGGAGAAGUAUUUAUGCUUAUCAGAGCAAUAUUAUUUUAUGGAAUCCCACAACCUCUGAGACUAAGAUGCUACCUCAAUCCAAUCUUCUUCAUCCUCCUCGUACUUUUAUUUCAUUGGGAAUUGUAGAAUUUGGAUUUGACAAGAGAGCCAGUGAUUACAAAGUUCUCAGGAUUUUUUGUUAUUUAAAUCCUCCUGAUCAAUCCAUUGAUUACAUAGCGGAGAUUUAUAGCCUCAGGGAUGAUUCAUGGAGAAAAAUCGAUUUCUGUUUGAAAGAUUGGCGAUUGCUCUGUUAUAAAUAUGAUAGAAUCUAUUAUUAUUACCACAGAGGUCAUACGGGUGCCAAUGGUGUAUUUCAUUGGUGGGCAAGAGACAGUAACAGGAAUUAUGCAAUUGUUUCAUUUGAUUUGAGCACUGAGGUUAUCAAAACGACAGCUCUACCAGAAGGUAUUGGAUAUUCUUGCUACAGAACAUUGUUUUCAUUGAAUGAUUAUGUUGCUUUCCCCCACCGUAACGAUGAUAAUCAAGUUGAGUUGUGGGUAUUGCUUGAAUAUGGUGUUAAAGAAUCUUGGACUAAAUUAUACACCAUACCAUGCCUUGGAGAUUUGUGUCAGCCAGUAGGAUUUUCAAGCAAUGGAUGA